GUACCAAGUGUGGCAGUGUCUACUCGCUUUGCUUCCAGUGGUUUGCACAGCGAUGAGCAACACCAAUUUUGUGUUUGCAGCAGCAUCUAUCAAUUACAGAUGUGCUGUACCAGAAUGCGAAGCGACUAAUGCUUCAUCGGCUCUACCUAAGUGGUGGCCGUCUAAUGCAACAGAUGAUCGCUGCUCGCGACCAGUUUUCGAUAAUAACAGUUGUAGCGUUAACGAUUUUGUUUACUUUAAACAAUGUGGUGAAUAUAUUUAUGAAACCAAGAAUUCAAUCGUUGCUGAGUUCCUCCUGGCAUGUCAGGAGUGGAAACGAACUUUAGUGGGCACCAUUCACAAUUUAGGAGUUCUAAUAUCCAUGCCUCUAAUGGGUUUUAUUUCAGACAGGAUAGGCCGUCGGUCAGCGAUUAUUAUAAGCGGCUUGAGUCUAGGAUUUGGAGCGUUUAAGACUUUGUCAGGAGUAGGACCGACUGGAUACAUCACAUAUGUGUGUAUUGAGUUUGUCGAAGCUGUUCUCGUGACUGGCACGUAUACUACAUGCUUUGUGCUGAUUGUUGAGCUCAUUGGAAGUGACAAGAGGAUCAUAGGAGCUGCUGCUGUGGGUAUAUCAGUGGCUAUCGGAGAACUAAUACUAGACCUCAUCGUGUGGUACAUUCCGUACUGGAGGAAUUUUCUCUUGAUCAUCUACUGCCCUGUUCCAAUAUUUCUACUAUAUACAUAUCUUCUGGAAGAAAGUAUGCGCUGGUUGAUAACGAAUGGAAGAAACGGUGAAGCAUUGAUUUUACUGCAAAAGAUAGCUCAUUGUAACCAGUUCGCUAUUUCUGAUAAAACAAUUGAUGAAAUUAACAAAGAAUCGAAGGAAACGAAUGUUAUACAUGAAGAGAAAAUUAAUAUAAAACUACUUUUGUCAUCUAAAGCUUUAUUAAAAAGGGUAAUCGUUUGUUCGUGGUGGUGGUUCACUGCUGCGUUCGUGUACUACGGACUCAUGAUCAACUCCGUUGCUCUCCCUGGGAACAAGAACACCAAUUUUGCUCUCUCAUCCCUUGCUACCAUACCUGGUGAUAUUAUAGCGGUGAUAACUCUUGAUAGAUUUGGCAGGAAAAAGACGUUGCUUGUAGGAUUUUUGUUUUGUGGACUUUGUUGUGUUACCAAUGGCUUUAUACAAGAGUAUAAAAUUGCGUCGACUGCAAUAUUCCUGAUCGGCAAAAUGUCUAUAUCCGCGUGUUUCAACGCGGUUUAUGUGUAUACGUCGGAACUUGUACCUACAUCAGUUCGAGGAUCUUUAGUGGGCACGUGUUCGAUGCUUGCGCGCGUGGGUUCUGUGCUGGCUCCGCUUACGCCUCUUUUAAGAGAAUGGUGGGACUCAUUACCAACCGUAUUGUUCGGCUGCGUGUCACUAUCCGCCGCAAUUUUGACUCUCGCCACUCCCGAGACGCUUCGACGACCUCUACCUGAUACUGUGGCAGAAGCAACAGCUCUGUCUUAGAUCAACAAAAAUACAUUA
Messenger RNA from Nymphalis io (European peacock), 1507 nucleotides. RefSeq names its product organic cation transporter protein-like. The coding region runs from base 53 to 1489 and encodes 478 amino acids. Gene Ontology annotation, molecular function: transmembrane transporter activity. The record is from RefSeq and is a predicted model, not a curated record. The transcript is spliced from 8 exons. Gene Ontology annotation, cellular component: membrane. Lineage: Eukaryota; Metazoa; Arthropoda; Insecta; Lepidoptera; Nymphalidae. Gene Ontology annotation, biological process: transmembrane transport.